CGUGCAAUGAACUUUAUGAAGAAAUUGAAUUUUUACCUGGUUGUUGCACCAAAAAGGAGUUUUAUACUUUAGCCAAUUCACAUGAUUAUUGCCAUAAAUUUGGGACGAGGAAAUGGCUCAACUCAUCAACUCCUGAAUUAACUCAAUCUGAAUCGAGUUUGUGUAUAGAAGUCAUUGGUAAUGUUGAUCUUAAUGAGAACUUUGAAUAUACCUCUUCUCAUUGAUGGGCAUGGUGGUUCCUCAAGUAGCAGCUAUUUACCUGAGAAGUUUGGCUCAUCUGUCACAAUGGAGGGAGGUUCCUUAUCUGCUAAUAAUAGUAGUGACAUUUCCUGGUCUUAUGGCGCGGGCACAAUGGCAGUUCAUGAUAACAAUCACGGUGGAUAUGCUCAACAGACAUAUGUGAAUGGCUGGAUGUAUGUGAAUGAAACUGGGCAACUCUGUGGCCCUUAUACUCAACAACAACUGGAUGAGGGGUUGUCUACCGGGUUCCUGCCUGAGCAGCUUCUGGUUUAUCCAGUCAUAAAUGGGACCCUGACCAAUCCUGUGUACUUGAAGUAUAUAAAACACUUAUCAAAUUCAUGCUGGUCAGUCAAUUCUCAAACCAUGACUCCAAGUGCUUCAAUGGGUUCUACAGUCUAUUGCUCUGCAACUCAUGGACAAGGUACAUCCUCUACUUUGCCUUCUUUGUAUCCAAAACAUGAUGACCAUGCGCAGCAUUCUGUUGCCCAACCAACUGCCACAUUUGGUUCUCAUUCUUGUGGAUCACAAAAUCCAAAUACUGGAAUUGCGAAAAAUGCAACUUCAAGGCUUUCAGCGUUGAUCUCAAGUGAGGAGUCAAAUUGGAUGUUUGAGGAUGAGGAUGGUAGAAAACAUGGGCCUCAUUCUUUUGCAGAGCUUUAUUAUUGGCAUAGUAGUAGCUAUCUUCAUGAUUCAUCGAUGAUACACCACAUAGAUAGCAAGUGUGGCCCAUUUACACUUCUUACUCUAGUUGAGGAGUGGUGCAGAAUUCAAAAUAUUUCUGAGGCAGAUUCUAAUGGUGGUGGUUUUGUUUCAUUCAGUAGAUUUAUAACUGAUAUAUCAGAAGAUCUAUCAGUUCAGCUGCAUUCUUUGAUUUUGAAAGCUGCUCGGCGAGUUUUCCUAGAUGAGAUAAUCAGCACCAUCAUUCCAGAGUUCUAUGCAUCCAGGAAGUCUCGGAGACAUCACAGAAUAGAAUCAGCAGGCAAGGAUGUGAGACAUUCUAGUUUUUCUGUGAAAGAGCUGAAAAAUAUGACUGAAAAGAAGCCUUAUGCUGUUAGCGGCAGACCUAGUGUUUCCUUGCAAGUGAAGAAUGAACCAAAAAUGCCUUCUAAUACUCCAGUAGAUUGUUCUACUGAUGAUUUUUCUUUAUGCACCAUUAAUAAUUUUUCUGAGUUGCUAUUAGAGGUUUACAAAGCAUUUUACUAUGAUAGCAUGAAAGUUCUGUGGAGCACCGUCUUGUCUGAAACUGUUUCUGACUACUGUGCAAAGUGGCAUAAAAGAAAAAGCUCGUCUCAUCGAAAUGUUUUGUCUGUCAGAUCUAUUUCUAUUGAGGGUGAUGGCAGAAACAUAGAUCUUGUUCACAAAAGUACUACAGAAGCUGCUGAAAUUGUUCAUUCUGCGCCGCAUGCGACCAACAACCAUGAAAUGGAUUUCCCCCCAGGUUUUGGGCCUGAAGUUAGAGAUGUAGAUAUUUUGACAUGCUUUCCGUCUGAUAGAUCACUUUCCGAAGCUGUCGGUACAAAACAAAUUGAUCUUCAACUUACUGAUAUGCUUGCUAUCAGUUUGAAAGAAGUGCAAGGAGACCUAGAGUGUAACCUCUAUUUAUCUGCAAAGAAGUCCUUGUUUGAGUAUUAUGAAGAUGUGUUAAAGGAGGAAUUGACAAACAUGCUUUGUCUGGAAGCAGAAGAUAAUAUUAAUAAGGCAAGAAUUGUUGAGGAUUUCAUGGUUAGCUCUGUGUAUCAAUCCCCAACUGGUGAAGAGGUAGAGGGUGUAGAGGCUGAGGCUGAACAUGUGGAUAAAAUAGAGGUAACAGAUGAUCGGAGCGCAUCUCAUUGCCUAUUUGAUGUUUGUGAUUCGGUUGCUGUUGCAGCUGAUUUGGCAGAAUCUCCUGGACCACUGAGUUCUUUGUCUACACAAAUCGCAAAAGCUUUUGAAAGAAUGGGUCCUCCCAUGGUGAAUUUAUUGAAGGAUGAGAUUGUUGAUGAGUUAUUUCCUCCUGGAGUGGAAGCUGGUGCUAAUGCUGCAUUAUUGACUUUGUCUAAGAAGAAUAAAAUCCGACCUGCAGGUCUUAAUGAGGAUGUCCCUGUAAUUGGCAAAUAUGUUGCAUUGGCCAUUUGCAGGCAGAAGCUUCAUGAUGAAUUUCUUAAAGAGUGGGGAUCUUCUCACCUUCUUAGUUUUCUUCAUGAAAGUUUUAAUUCAUGCGAUUAUUUUAGAAGACAUGAAGUGGAUCCUGUGGCUGCUAACCCUGAAGGAGAAAACUUUAAUAAUUUGCUGGAGAAUGUCUCCAAUUCAGCAGAGGUGGUGGACAAGCUGAAAGAAAGUUUGCAGCAGAUGAAAAGUUCAAGGCCAUUUGGGGUUUCCUUUAACGGGAGCUUGACCUACUUUAGAAAGAAAAAACACAGCAAACCAAAGUCUGGACCAUUGCUUGAGAGCUUUGAAUUGAUUAAAAAAGUGGGCAACAUCUCCAUAGAUCAGAUGCAACACGUAGGAUCUGAAUCACCUUGGCCACAAAUUAAUGAUAUGGAUUCUGAGUUGAGGGAGCUAGAUGUAGACCUGGUUUAUUCUUCGUCAUUACCAACCAGGAACCAAAAUAAAUUGCCUGAUGGUUGCAGUUCAACAAAGAAAAAGUCACGUAAAUCGAGGAAGAUUGCCCACGAAAUACACAUUGAUGAGGGAGUUUAUAUUGACGAUAUAAAACACGAUGUGGAACAACUUUCUGUUUCUCAACAUGAUUCAGAUAAAGUCAAGAAGAUUGGGAAUGCUAGUCAUAUGCUUAUUGAUUGUCCGGAGCCUGAAGGCCUGUCUUCUGGCAUUUCCAAGUCAAAAAGUUAUCCGAGUUUGAAAAGGAAAGCAGAUGAUCAGUUAGCUCCCCCUCCUAAGGUAGCAAAACUUUCAAGGAAGAUUAAGGUUAAAAAAGCAUCCCAGAAGGUGGCAUCCAGGCGGAUUGUUAAACCUUCAAAGCUACUUGUUCCGUGCCCCAAGACAAACGGUUGUGCUCGAUCUUCUAUUAGUGGAUGGGAUUGGCGUCAAUGGUCACGGAAUGCUCUUCCAUCAGAAAGGGCCCGCUUGAGAGGAAACCGUGAUGUUGUUCCUCAUAGUUCUUGCUCUGAUGCUAAUGGUAAUCAAAAUUCUAAUAAUAAAGGUCCUUCAGCAAGAACAAAUAGGGUUAAGUUGCGGAACCUCUUGGCUGCUGCUGAAGGUGCUGAGCUUCUAAAAGUCACUCAAUUGAAGGCAAGGAAGAAACAUUUAUGCUUUCAAAGAAGCAAGAUACAUGAUUGGGGCCUUGUUGCCCUUGAGCCAAUCGAGGCAGAAGAUUUUGUGAUUGAGUAUGUUGGAGAAUUAAUUCGCCGUCAGAUAUCUGACAUACGGGAGCUUAAAUAUGAAAAGAUGGGUAUAGGCAGCAGUUACCUGUUCAGACUAGAUGAUGGUUUUGUGGUUGAUGCUACCAGGCGGGGAGGAUUGGCAAGAUUUAUUAAUCAUUCUUGUGAGCCAAAUUGCUAUACAAAGGUGAUAACCGUUGAUGGCCAAAAGAAGAUCUUUAUUUAUGCAAAGCGGCAUAUAUCUACGGGUGAAGAGCUUACAUACAACUACAAAUUUCCAUUGGAAGAGAAAAAGAUACCCUGCAAUUGUGGUUCCAAAAGGUGCCGAGGAUCAAUGAACUAGAAAUUGCAUCUUCUUGUGGUCAAGGCCAUUGCAACAGUUGAGAACUCAUAAGGUGGUCAUAAUUAUUCGUUCAUGGUAUGAGCUAGGAGAACUCAUAUGCUGGUCAUAAUUAUUUCUUCAAGGUAAUCUAUUCCGUGUGUAAACUAUCAAUUAAAUCCCGAAGCAUUUUUUGGAUUGAAGGAAAUAGGAAGUUGAGGGAAAUGAAAUAAAGUCUCAAUAAUUUGUGGGUUGACUAUAAAUCUGCAGCCAUUGGAUAUACCAUGGAGUUGAUCUGUUCUGGAGUUGCAGGAUGCAGUGAACAUGCCUGACAAGUAUUGAAAAGUGCACUGUUCAAUGAAACUGGCAUCCUUCGGAAUUUAUUUUGAAGGUCAUCAUAACACGCUACUGCAGAUCUUUGGAUCAUUGCUUUCACAUUCUAUUUACUCCAGAAGGUAACGAUCAUAAUGAAAAGGCGGAUGGUUUUCUCUCAUACUUCCGCUCUCAUCGUUGAUCUACCGUUGAUGAUGCGUCGUUUAGCUGAUGACAGUUCUUUUCCAAGGUUUUAUUCAAGUGAAUUCAUGAUCUCCAAUUCCUCUGAAUGUGCUAGGCUCUGGCAUUGCCUUGCUGAUUGACAAAUCUUUGUCAGUGCAAAAGACUCAUCACACGUCCAAUGUUUCACGAGGGUCUUAAUUUUUUAUAUUUACGGGUCAGGCCUAAAAAUUGUGGAAAAUCUCCGCAGCUUAAGGUAAAAUAUUUCGGUUGUGUAUAUUCAAAUAAAAACUUUGAUGCUUUGAAUCCUUCCCAAUUACCGUGAUAAUUUUAUCUCAUAAGCGCCUGAUCCCAACACUUCAUUUUACCUUAUGUUACUAGGAUUAACCUAUUAUAGUUUUCUAUUUGUCGGUUGGUCAAAUCUAACCAGACAAUGUGAAGAACAGUGUUGGCUCCUUUAUAUCAUGGGGGAUCUACUUACAUAACAACUACAAUUUUCUCAUUUAUAUAUUUAAUAUAUUAAUUUCAAUAUUUAUAUAAUCUAUUAUCUUUUUAACUUCAUUAGCUUGCCCUAGUGAGUUUUGAGACGACUUCCUGUGCUGGCACCAUUGACGUCUUGUUCUAGCGAGCUGUAUCAUGAAUUCCUUUCUCGAUUUUGCUGAUGGGUUGCGCUAAUAAGCUUCAUCAUAAAUCCCCUCUUUUAUGAUUUGUUAUAAUUUUUGGAGGCCAUGACUGUAAAUAACUUAUAAAUGGGAAACCUUUCUUGUUUAUUUCUCCAAUAUAUUCAAACGACCAACCUACUUUUGAAACUAAUGGCUAACAUUCAGUAAAGUCCUAUAGGACAUCCUUUGAGAAAUUUGGGUCUCAGAUAAAUAUCAAAACUUUUGUAUUUGUUUUGUGAUGAGUGUAAUAUGUAAAAUAUUAAUUAAAAUUAUGUUGUAUUUAUCUUGAAAUAAAUCUAAGAAAUUUAAGGCAUAUUUUGAUGAAAGUUUUGAUUAAGAUAUUUCGAGCCAAUAUUUUGUCCAUUUUCACUGAUGUGGAUUAUUAGAGUAUAACAUUCUGUCCUGAUGCCUUUCACCAAGUUAUUCAUCCAUUGGACUUUUCUUCUGGGUCAAAAGUUGCAUGGCUUAAAAGUCGAGUGAGUUUGUUUUAAUGCUAGCGUCUAAAAGUGUGAUUGGAAUGAAUGUUACCUCCUACUUCAAAAUGAUAAUGAUGAAAAUUUAUAUUUGAAUCUUUAUUUUUUUAUAUAAUAAAAUGACACUAAAAUAUUAUUAUGCCAAUAAGAAUGUAUAAUUUUUCUUACUCAUAAUAAUAAUGCAAACUUAACGGAAGAUGAGUGUACUUUACCAAGAAUUUCUUUUAAAAAUUUAAUAGACAUUAAUCAAAGUUUCGCUAUGCGAAUUUGGUUUAAUGCUUUCUUUCAAACAUUUCAUGAAAUAAAUCGCGGGGCUUAAGCUUCAAUAGCUGACAUGUGCUACAGCUUUACGUAUUGCAAUUAUUUCAUGUUAAUUUUAUUUCUGUUUAUUAUUUAUGUACAUAAAGGGAUUAAAAAUUUCCGUUUCUUCUGGAAUUAGAUUCCCCUAUUAUGUAGUAACUGCUAAGAAUCAAUUUAGUUGUGCAUAAGGAUCCCUUCCAAUUACCAUGGUAUUUUCACUUAGAAUUAUCCAUCCCAACUAUUGAGUUCUAUUUGGAAUUUUGGGAUUGAAUUUAAUUCAAAUUUAUUAUCGUUUUUGCCCUUGUUGAACUCAAUUUGUAUGAACGAAAAAAAAGAAAAAAAAACGGAUAGGUGGGGUCUGAGUAAAUUGUAUGAGUAUUCGAAUUCAGCGUGCUACAUUUCUUUAAGACUAAGCUGCACUAACAUCAUCAUAAGAGACUACCGUACCAUAUGCUUUACAAAGCCUUACGGAAUAGUAAAUUUUUUCUUUCCUAGUUUGAUUUUAGGGUCAUAUUAAUUUUUACAUUACAUAACCAUAUCUAGGCUUUUGUUUCCACUCAAAACCCUUUUUAACAAUUACACACGGUUUUGUGGAUAAAUUGAAGAAUCUAUAAAAGAAUUUGUUCUCUUGGCUAAUACUAAUGCACGCAAACGGAUAUGGUUGCAAGGCCUUUAUAAUUUAAUAUAUUCUACACGUGCAUGAUAUAUUUGUAUGUUUAAUGUAUGCUUCUCUAAUUUAAAUUUUUUUUUUUGGUCUAUUAUUAGACAAAUGUUUGGUAUUAUUUUUCAUUAAUUAUU
This is a messenger RNA of Dendrobium catenatum, 6601 nucleotides long. Its product is annotated as histone-lysine N-methyltransferase ATXR7. The record is from RefSeq and is a predicted model, not a curated record. The transcript has 23 exons. Lineage: Eukaryota; Viridiplantae; Streptophyta; Magnoliopsida; Asparagales; Orchidaceae. Gene Ontology annotation, cellular component: Set1C/COMPASS complex. The coding region runs from base 181 to 3900 and encodes 1239 amino acids. Gene Ontology annotation, molecular function: histone H3K4 methyltransferase activity; protein binding.